This is a messenger RNA of Eruca vesicaria subsp. sativa (arugula), 1039 nucleotides long. NCBI's taxonomy places the organism in Eukaryota, Viridiplantae, Streptophyta, Magnoliopsida, Brassicales, Brassicaceae. The record is from the annotation of a GenBank genome assembly.
AAAAUUUGGUGCGAUCAGAUAGAUCCUUUUGACACGUAGAAGCCAAAGUCUUUCGGUCUCCUCCGUGUUUGUGAAGCUUUCAGACAACCUUCGAGUUCGAUCUCCAAUUUUUUUUUUGUCGGAUUUAAAAUACAGAGGAAAGAAGGAAGGAGAUAGAAACAUGAACAUCUUCUCCAAGAAACCUAAUCCCAGAGAAGUGCUUAGGGAGAGUAAGAGAGAGAUGACUCAAGCUACAAGAGGAAUCGAAAAGGAAAUCUCAUCUCUGCAAUCAGAAGAGAAAAAGCUCGUUCUUGAGAUAAAAAGAACUGCUAAAACAGGGAAUGAGGGAGCGACUAAGACUCUUGCCAGGCAAUUGAUCCGGCUAAGGCAGCAAAUAUCUAACUUACAAGGUAGCCGAGCUCAAUUGCGAGGCAUAGCUACUCAUACACAGGCUAUGCAUGCACACACUUCAGUGGCUGCAGGAAUACAAGGGGCCACUAAGGCAAUGGCUGCUAUGAGCAAGAAUAUGGAUCCAGCUAAACAAGCUAAGGUUAUGAGAGAAUUCCAAAAGCAGUCUGCGCAAAUGGACAUGACUACUGAGAUGAUGUCAGACUCCAUAGAUGAUGCUUUAGACAAUGACGAAGCUGAAGACGAAACAGAGGACUUGACUAACCAGGUUCUUGAUGAAAUCGGCAUUGAUGUAGCGUCACAGUUAUCAUCUGCUCCAAAAGGUAAAAUUGGUAGAAAGAAUGCAGAAGAUGUCAGCAGCAGUUCUGAAAUGGAUGAUCUGGAGAAGCGGUUGGCUGCGCUUAGAUAGAAAGAAACAAGUGCCUUGAGCUUGAAGAAGAAGAAGAAGACGCUUAUAUACAUUUCAUUUAAUGUGUCUUCUACAUCUUUAUUGUUGACUAUAUAUGUUUUUGAACCUUUUUGUUUCCUCUGCAAUGAACAAAAUCUCUUUGCUUCUGUUUUCUUCAAACAGUUUAUUCUGCGCGCCAAGAAGUUUGAUCCGAUUGGUUGGUUCUAUAAUUCUAUUAAAGCUUUUAGUAAUAUAUCAUUGUCC